Messenger RNA from Archocentrus centrarchus (flier cichlid), 1154 nucleotides. RefSeq names its product phosducin a (gene pdca). The coding region runs from base 136 to 843 and encodes 235 amino acids. The transcript is spliced from 6 exons. Gene Ontology annotation, cellular component: photoreceptor outer segment. Gene Ontology annotation, biological process: regulation of G protein-coupled receptor signaling pathway. The record is from RefSeq and is a predicted model, not a curated record. Lineage: Eukaryota; Metazoa; Chordata; Actinopteri; Cichliformes; Cichlidae.
CUCUCAUCUCUAGCCCCACCCUUUUCUAAGCUUGCACUUCCCGCUCUCCUGCCAGAUCUCACAUUAUCAGUGAAUUACAAGAUUGACUGGCCUUUAAAACCAGUUCUCAUUCAAGAGACAAAGGCUUCUCGAAGGAUGUCUGCCGCUACUCAGGAAGAAGAUGAGCUGCCCUCUAAUCACACAGGGCCAAAAGGUGUAAUUAAUGACUGGCGAAGGUUUAAGUUGGACAGUGUGGAUCAAACAGUCCCUCAAAACAAGAGAGAGCUGCUCAGACAGAUGUCCAGCCCUCGGGAGGAUGACAAGGAGAGACUCAACAGGAAGAUGAGCGUUCAGGAGUACGAGCUGAUCCAAGAUGAGGAUGAAAGUUGCCUCAAACGCUACAGAAAACAGUGUAUGCAGGAAAUGCAUGAGCGCCUGAGCUUUGGUCCCAAGUUUGAGUUGGUCUACGAGCUCGAGAGUGGAGACGCCUUCCUUGAAGUCAUAGAGAAGGAACACCGGCUGACCCUUGUGGUGGUCCACAUCUACCAGCAUGGGGUCAAAGGUUGUGAGGAGCUGAACUCGUGUCUGGACUGUUUGGCUACUGAAUACCCCAGCGUUAAAUUUUGUCGUAUUGAUGCUGUGGCCACGGGUGCUUCUGAGCGCUUCUCCUCUGAGGUUCUUCCUGCCCUGCUGGUGUACAAGGCUGGUGAGUUACUGGGUAACUUCCUGGCUGUUACCAAACACUUCAACGAAGAGUUCUUUGCAACGGAUGUGGAAGCGUUUCUCAAUGAAUAUGGCCUCCUACCCGAGAGGGAAUUCACAGCGUGUGCUGAUGAUGAGGACGAGGGAGGGGAAGUGGAAUAGAAAAAUGAUGUAGUGGAAUGGAGGGAAGUGAAUAAAAGCAGAAGGGGGGGCAGACAAAGGAUGGGUGGAAAUGACAUUAAAGGGGUAAAGAAAAGAAGUGGAGGAACAGUAUUUCAGUCAGGACACACGCAAGUAACAAAAACAUAAACACUGCAUGUACAGAAACGCACUUUAUAGGAAACAUCCAUCAGCCCACUGACUGUACUUAGACACAGUUAGGAUUAAACCACAGACAGUGAGGAGGUCUGUGCUGAAAUACUGCUUGGCAGUCAUGUCAUAGCUCUCUAAUAAAAUAUAUCUUUAUCACAGUG